AUGGACGAAAGUGACAGAAAUAAUUCAGCCAAUGGCCAGUUUGUGGGAGUGCGCAUGCCUCAUCGUAGGGAUAGACCACGUGUCGUGGAAAACGGAGUAAGCAGCGAUGAAUGUGAGAAGUACAACCCCUCAGAAUGGGUACAGAGUCUGAUCAACAACGUCAAGUCUGAAGGCCAUAAGGCUCACAGUGUGUUUAGCGAGUUGGACGUCCUUAAAGAGUACAACGGCUCCAUCGAGUGGCGGGAAGCAGCGAGAUGGGUGAAAUACGAAGAGGUGGUGGAAGAGGGCGGGAAAAGAUGGUCCAAGCCCCACGUGGCCUCUUUGUCGAUGCAGACUAUGUUUAACCUGAGAAAAGCUCUGAAGGAGGCUCCGGUCGUCAUGGACUUCGACUGUCAUACCUUGUCCCAAGUCAUAGACAAGUUCACUGACGAAUGGGUAGACAGGAAUCAGUUAGAUCCAAGAUUCAGACCCCACAUCCGGGACGUUGCCCUUAAAGGUCACAAGCACCAUCACAUAAAAAGAGCUCGGAAUCAGAGACGAGGCUCUACGACUACCCGCCCUCUAGCGGACAUAAUGGACGAAUCAGGUACGAAUGGUAGUGCUGCGCAUCUUCCAUAUUCUGCUAGCUUUGCCAGCAUUAACAGUGACGGGUUAGGUAGCAGUAACAGUAACAACGAUCUCCAGGAAAUGGGCAUGGUCGAGAGUCCCUCCCAGUCCUCUUUGUCUCCCAACUGGAAGCCAAAUACAAACUUUCUGAGAAAAAUCCCCAAAGAUUCUCACGUUGCCAACAUCAUGGUUGGAGAAGUGGAAGACCUUCCAAACCGGGUCAUGGGAUUCAUGCGCCUCAAGGAGCCAAGGAUAUUACAAAAUGACCUUAGCGAGGUCAAUAUUCCCACGCGCUUUGUGUUCUUCUGUCUGGGCAGGAGGGGCGAGGAGGAGGAAUUAAUUGAGUUUGGCCGCUGUGUUGGAACCAUGAUAGUAGAUGAGAUUUUCCGGGAAGUUGCUUAUAAAGCACGUGAUCGGGACGAUCUUUUGGCGGGAUUUGAUGAAUUUAUGGAACAAGUGAUUGUGCUGCCACCUGGCGAAUGGGAUCCCAAGAUCCGCCUCGAGCCACCUGGAAAAGUUCAGUCUCAGGAACAUAGGCGUCAGUCUGUCGUAUCUGGGAGUCCAAAUGGCGCGGGACUACCGAUAAAAAAGGCAGAGGAAGCGGAGGAAGAGUCUCACGUGGAUCCUUCACUGGUGAUGUCUAAGAUUCCUUUUAAAGGCCUGGUUGACGACAUCAAGAGGAAGGCGCCAUUUUAUCUGUCUGAUUAUAAGGACGCACUUCAUGUCCAAUGCCUGGGCUCAUUUGUCUAUGUCUUUCUUGGAACACUAACCCCAAACGUCACAUUUGGAGGAUUGCUUGGUCAAGCCACGGACCAGUAUAUGGGAGUGAUGGAGUGUAUCUUUGCUGCUGCAGUGACAGGGAUCCUGUUUGCUUUAUUUGGAGGACAGCCCCUCAACAUCCUAGGAAGCACUGGACCAAUGCUGGUCUUAGAAGCCAUUAUCUACAAUCUAUGCAAGGACAACGAUUGGGACUUCAUGCCGAUGCGAUUCUGGGUCGGGAUGUGGACAGUCGGAAUCAUACUUUUAAUAGUCACCUUCAACUUGAGCGCCCUCGUGAAAUAUAUUACACGGUUUACAGAAGAGAGUUUUGCGACAUUAAUUGCAGUCAUUUUUAUCGUGGAGGCAUUUAAAAAGGUGAUUGAAAUUGGGUCUGAAUAUCCGGUUAACUUUUCUCCAAACGAUCCACUUCCAAGCUGUGUCUGUGUGCCACGUGACUGCAAUAUUACCGAUCUUACCACCACUGCGGCUGUUACGGCAACCACAGGAAUUUCCACAUCUCUUCCAUCCACCGCAGCCAGUGUUGUCAACUACACAUGCGCAGACCUGGCUAACAUGACAAUCAACUGGGCCUCGCUUUCAAACGAAACAUGCGCAAUGUAUGGUGGUAUAAUGGAAGGCCCCGGAUGUGGCGUCCAGUAUGUGGGAGACGUUUUCUUCUUCUCCAUCCUUCUGUUUAUCGGAACCUUUGCACUGACGUUGUCUUUUGUUGACUUCAAACGAACAACUCUCUUCCCAUCUUCCGUGCGUCAGAGAAUCAGCGACUUUGGUGUCCUCUUUGCUAUCGUCAUCAUGGUCCUUGUCGAUUUCUUUGUUGGAAUCAACACUCCCAAACUCAUCGUCCCAGAUGAGUUCAAGCCUACCCGCCGUACUCAGUGGACCGUGAACCCUUUCAGUGAUAAGAACCCUUGGUGGCUUUAUCUCGCGGCAGCCAUUCCCGCGUUACUGUCCACCAUCUUGAUUUUCUUGGAUCAGCAAAUAACAGCAGUCAUUGUCAACAGGAAGGAAAACAAACUGAAAAAAGGCGUUGGUUACCAUCUGGACAUGUUUGUGGUGGCUAUCUGUGUUGGAAUCCAUUCCUUCCUUGGUCUUCCCUGGUACGUAGCUGCCACAGUCUCUGCGCUUGCGCACAUCAACAGUUUGAAGAAGGAGUCCGAAUGCACUGCACCUGGUGAUAAACCAUCUUUCUUAGGAGUCAGAGAACAGAGAGUUACCGCUCUUGGUAUCGGUAUUCUUAGUGGAUGUGCUGUCUUAAUCACGUCUGUUCUUAAGUAUAUCCCUAUGCCAGUUUUGUAUGGAGUUUUCUUUUACAUGGGAUUUUCAGCCCUGCGAGGAAUGCAGCUCGUGGAUCGUCUUUUCCUCUUUAUCCAGCCUGUCAAAUACCAGCCCGAUCUUCCGUACGUCCGCCAUGUUCCACUUUGGCGGAUCCACAUUUUCACCAUUAUUCAGGUUCUUUGCUUGGCUAUUCUGUGGGUGGUGAAAACUAUUAAAGUCAUAUCAAUUGGAUUCCCAAUGAUGGUGCUGGCUACAGGCGUGGUCCGGAAGUUAAUGGAGUGCUUCUUCGCUCAGAAAGAGCUACGAUGGCUGGACGAUCUCCUUCCCGGCGCCAACAAGAAAAAAGACACAGAUAUGAAUGGAGUCAGUAAAGUCCCAUACAAAUCGUUCUACGCCAGUUCUUCCACCAAUGGAAGCGUUCUAGAUAUAAACGACAAGGAUGACUCAAUCAAACCAACAUUUUUCGUCUCUGAUGAAUGUGAUGCUAGUAUCAUGCACAGAAAAAGUAACGGAACCGGAAACACGAAAUUAUAACCCGGAAAUGCCGCCAUUACUAUGGCUUCAUACAAUCUUCUGUCUGUGAAUAAACUUUUCCUAGAGCAGUGGCGUUUUGACAAUUUG
This is a messenger RNA of Saccostrea echinata, 3279 nucleotides long. Its product is annotated as electrogenic sodium bicarbonate cotransporter 1-like. Gene Ontology annotation, biological process: monoatomic anion transport; regulation of intracellular pH; bicarbonate transport. The record is from RefSeq and is a predicted model, not a curated record. The coding region runs from base 1 to 3192 and encodes 1063 amino acids. The transcript has 20 exons. NCBI's taxonomy places the organism in Eukaryota, Metazoa, Mollusca, Bivalvia, Ostreida, Ostreidae. Gene Ontology annotation, cellular component: plasma membrane. Gene Ontology annotation, molecular function: solute:inorganic anion antiporter activity; sodium:bicarbonate symporter activity; monoatomic anion transmembrane transporter activity.